GCGCGGGCGCUCGGGGGAGGUGGCCGAGAGCGAGGCUGCGGCGCCGGGGCCCGCGCUCCGCCCUCUCCUCCUCCUCCUCCUCCUUCGCCGCUGUCGCCGCCGCCGCCGAGGGCCCGGAGGGAGGGAGCCGCGUCCUCGCCUGCCGCGCCACCAGUCCGACCCUCGGUCCGGCCGCGUGAGCAGCCAGGCGGGCGCAGCGCGGCCGCCCCCUCUCUGCAGGUGCCUGUGCCGGGCCGCCGGGGCCGCGGCCGCCUUCCGAACCCGCCCGCUCGCCACACACUUGCCCCCUGCGCUCCUGAGGGGCGGCCGGUGCCGAGGAGGCCGCCUCGGGGCCCGGCGCUCGACAUGAACCGCAGCCACCGGCACGGCGCGGGCAGCGGCUGCCUGGGCACCAUGGAGGUGAAGAGCAAGUUUGGAGCUGAAUUUCGUCGUUUUUCACUGGAAAGAUCAAAACCUGGAAAGUUUGAGGAGUUUUAUGGAUUACUGCAACAUGUUCACAAGAUUCCUAACGUUGAUGUCUUAGUGGGCUAUGCAGACAUCCACGGAGACCUGCUGCCCAUCAAUAACGACGACAAUUAUCACAAGGCAGUCUCCACAGCCAACCCCCUGCUGAGGAUUUUCAUACAGAAAAAGGAAGAAGCAGACUACAGUGCCUUUGGUACAGACACACUAAUCAAGAAGAAGAAUGUUUUAACCAACGUCUUACGUCCUGACAACCACAGAAAGAAGCCACACAUAGUCAUUAGCAUGCCCCAAGACUUCAGACCCGUGUCCUCCAUCAUUGACGUGGAUAUCCUCCCGGAGACGCACCGGAGGGUUCGCCUGUACAAGUAUGGCACAGAGAAACCGCUGGGCUUCUACAUCCGGGACGGCUCCAGCGUCCGUGUGACUCCACACGGCCUGGAGAAGGUGCCGGGCAUCUUCAUCUCCCGACUCGUCCCAGGAGGGCUAGCCCAAAGCACAGGACUUCUAGCUGUCAACGACGAGGUUCUAGAAGUCAAUGGCAUAGAAGUUUCUGGAAAGAGCCUGGAUCAGGUCACAGAUAUGAUGAUCGCCAACAGCCGCAAUCUCAUCAUCACCGUGAGGCCUGUAAACCAGAGAAACAAUGUGGUCAGGAACAGUCGGACUUCCGGCAGCUCUGGCCAGUCCACCGAUAACAGCCUCACUGGCCACCCGCAGCCAAAUGAGCCCAGCUUUGAGCCUGAGGACGAAGACAGCGACGAAGGCGACAUCGUCAUCGAAGAUAAUGGGACACCACAGCAGAUUCCGAAAGCCACUCCCCAUGCCACUGAGAGCCUGGAGUCUCUGGCACAGAUAGAACUCAGCUUUGAGACUGGGCAGAAUGGGUUUAUUCCUUCUGCUGAGAUGAACUUGGCCUCUGUAGCAAGCGGCACCAACACGGAAACACGCAGCACAGGUCAGAAGCUCUUGGAAGAAGAUGGCACAAUCAUAACGUUAUGACAGCGUCCUCGGUGUCAAUGGAGUGGGACGCCACUGGGCGGGGGCUUGCUCCUGUGGCCAAGCACAGGCCUCCUCCCUCCGAGCCAGCGAUGUGGAAUAGGCAUGAGGAAAGUGCUGCUGUAAGCCUGAGAUGUAGCUCGACAACUGUUAGCUCGGACUUUGGAUCAGAGCGGGACUGGAGUCUCAAAGGGGUCUUGGCCAGUGCGGCGAAGUGCUUUUGCUGUUUGUGUACGCACUCGGGGCUGGGCCGUCUCUGUGUUUAACCCGCUGUGCAGAUCCUGCUUAGUUUCCUCUUUCACUAUGUUGGUCAACUCCCAGUGUGAAGAGGUCUGACUGGCUACACUAAUGACCUCAGCUGUCACAUUCCCAAAACCAUACAUUGAUUUUUCCUUCAUGUUGUCCCUCUGUUGCUGAGUGUGACAUUUUCUCCAAUGCAUUGUUUGUUUGUUUGUGUUUCUAAUUUCUGAAAAGCAUC
This is a messenger RNA of Ochotona princeps (American pika), 1936 nucleotides long. RefSeq names its product par-6 family cell polarity regulator beta (gene PARD6B). Lineage: Eukaryota; Metazoa; Chordata; Mammalia; Lagomorpha; Ochotonidae. The transcript has 3 exons. Bases 346 to 1461 code for a protein of 371 amino acids. Gene Ontology annotation, molecular function: protein kinase C binding. Gene Ontology annotation, cellular component: apical plasma membrane; nucleus; cell cortex. Gene Ontology annotation, biological process: regulation of cellular localization; centrosome cycle; establishment or maintenance of cell polarity. The record is from RefSeq and is a predicted model, not a curated record.